Messenger RNA from Limulus polyphemus (Atlantic horseshoe crab), 658 nucleotides. RefSeq lists its product as uncharacterized. The coding region runs from base 161 to 475 and encodes 104 amino acids. Lineage: Eukaryota; Metazoa; Arthropoda; Merostomata; Xiphosura; Limulidae. The transcript is spliced from 3 exons. The record is from RefSeq and is a predicted model, not a curated record.
CAGCCUUUUCACUACCACGUUUUGUCCCAAAUCUACAUUUCAGUACUUCCACCAACUUUUCUGCUUGCACUGUCGGCCAGACGGAGUAGAAGCCUACAAGAUCACCAUUAUCGGUUGAACAACUUCUUCGUCAGGUACCUCAAAAGCUCUUCGACAUUAAAUGACCAUGCGACUCUUCAACUCAUUUCUGGGUAUUGGCUGUCUCCUGGUGGGGAUAUGCUGUAGUAUGCCAGUGAAAGUAUAUCCUCGUACCUAUCUGGAUAUGGUGGAAGCCUUUAAUCCAGGAUUAACUUCUUUCGAUGGUGACAACCGCAUCGAAGAAGACAUGUUGACUAUCCAAAAUAGAAUGAAGCAAGAACGAAAGAGAACAGCUACCAUGGGAGUGGACCUGCCCGAUUACAUUCUGCACUACAAGAGCGGAUGGCCUGAUCUGUCUUCAUUCAGAGAUAGGAUGCAGAAGAGUGGACGAAGAUAAAAUUUAGUUCCGACUUUAAAAUUAUAUUUUAUCUGUUAGAAGCUGUGUUUUACUCCCCCCCCCCUCUUCCUCCACAUCUUUGAACAAGAGAGACAAAGUUUCCAUGUUCUUUAGUGUGUAAUCCGGUACACAUUUGUGUGAUAAGUUCAAAUAAAUGCCCUAAAUCAGCGGGUAAAAGCAUAA